Messenger RNA from Capsicum annuum, 2770 nucleotides. Its product is annotated as rop guanine nucleotide exchange factor 2. Gene Ontology annotation, molecular function: guanyl-nucleotide exchange factor activity. Lineage: Eukaryota; Viridiplantae; Streptophyta; Magnoliopsida; Solanales; Solanaceae. The record is from RefSeq and is a predicted model, not a curated record. The transcript is spliced from 7 exons. Bases 300 to 1808 code for a protein of 502 amino acids.
UUCAAGAAAACCCCACAACUUUAUUAGCCAGUUUAAGCAAAAGGGUGUUCUUUGUUUGAUUUACAUUUUGAUCAAACGGUCAAGAUUUGGUUUUUGUUGUUGAAAUAAAUCAAGAUUUCUUUUUGGAAGAAAAGGGGUUGGAGAAAAAAGAAAAAAAAAUUAAGGAGGGAACAGUUUCAAACUUUCUUUAAGUAUUACUAUUAGCUUUGCAUUUCUACUGUUCAAAUUCAAAAAAUCUGUGAGUUUUGUUGAUUGUUAUGCAGAUUUGAUCGCGGAAUUUACUGAUUGGGAGGGUGAAGAUGGAAAAUGUUUCAAGUCCUGAUGAAAGUUAUGAUGUGGGCUAUGGAUAUCAGGCAUCACCUUCUUCUGUUGAUGAUCAAUCGCCUACGUUGAGUGGCAAUUCAUUCGCCUAUUGCAGAACGAGCUCAGAGACCUCAGCCUUUUCUGAGCAUACAGAUGAAACCAGUUGGUCUGAGACAGGUUCUCCUAUGAGUUCGCGGGGAAUGAAGUCUCCGACUCGUGCAGUGCUUUCGAGACUAGGAAUGAGGCAGCACAAGACAAUUGCAGAUGAUCCUGAGACUGUAGAUUUAGAGCUUGAAUUGAUGAAGGAGAGAUUUUCAAAGCUGUUAUUGGGAGAGGACAUGUCAGGAGGGGGCAAAGGGGUGGCAACAGCAGUGACAAUCUCAAACUCUAUAACAAAUCUUUAUGCAUCUGUGUUUGGUCAACACCAAAGAUUGGAGCCUUUACAUCCUGACAAGAAAUUAAUGUGGAAGAGAGAGAUGAAUUGUCUGUUAUCUGUAUGUGAUUACAUUGUAGAAUUUGUUAGUACAUCACAGACACUACAAGAUGGAACCACUGUUGAGGCGUUGACAAGCAGGCCGCGGUCAGAUAUUCAUAUCAACCUUCCUGCGCUGAGAAAACUCGAUGCCAUGCUCCUAGUAAGACCACAACUAUUAUAUCCCACAACCAAAAUUUUCCAUUCAAAUGCAGAUACUGCUUUAGCCAGGGUGAAGCUAAAAUUGAGAUUUUUACAGGAAAUCUUGGAUAGUUUUGAGACCACUGAGUUCUGGUAUGCUGAGCAAGGAAGCAUGUCAAACAACUCAACACGUGCUGGAUCGUUCAGGAAGAUUGUUCCGGUUCAGCCUCAGCCUCAGCGCAAGGAAGAGAAGUGGUGGUUACCAGUUGUUUGUGUUCCUUCUGGUGGCAUCUCGGAGAAGGAAAGGAAGCACUUGAGACAUAAGCGCGAUUGUGCCAACCAAAUUCACAAAGCAGCAAUGGCCAUCAAUAGCAGCAUCCUUGCUGAAAUGGAAAUCCCAGAAUCAUACAUGGCAUCACUCCCUAAGAGUGGAAAGGCGAGUGUUGGAGACUCUAUCUAUCGUCACAUGUAUUCAGCUGAGAAAUUUUCCCCUGAACAUCUCCUAGACAGUCUAAACAUAAGCUCUGAACAUGAAGCACUAGAGCUCGCUGACAAAGUUGAAGCUUCAAUGUAUACAUGGAGACGUAAAUCAUGCAUGCCUCAAGCGAAAUCAUCAUGGGUCAUGGUAAAAGAUCUUGUCUCUGAUGAUCGGACUGAUAAGAAUAAUGUUUUAGCAGAACGAGCAGAGAGUUUGUUGUUUUGUCUGAAGCAAAGGUACCCCGAACUCUCACAAACAACAUUGGACACAAGCAAGAUUCAUUGCAAUAGGGAUGUUGGUAAGGCAAUUCUGGAGAGCUAUUCAAGAGUACUGGAAAGUUUGGCAUUCAACGUUGUUGCUUGGAUCGAAGAUGUUCUUUUUGUAGAUAAGACCAUGAAAAAACAAGAAGAAUAAGAACUGCAGUAAGCAAAGACUUUUUUGAUUUCUGCAAAUGAGAUUCUAAUUUUAGCUUCUCUAGAUUACAGUUAAACUUCCAGUAACAAAGGAUCAUUACUGAAUAGGAUAGAACCAAGUUGAGAACUCGAACUAUCGAUUGUGUAAUUUGAGAAAAGUACUCAAACUUGGAAAAUUUGUUCUUUUUCAUGGUUUUGUAUAUUUUAUAACUUAUAUCCAAGAACCAAAUACUGUAGUUUUCUAUUCUUUGUUCUGUUAGAUCCUUCACAAUGAGGACAUGUUGGGUCCAUUCCAUCUGCAUUUGCCAGAAUAUUAUGCCCCUAGCCUAUGUUGUUCGGACUCUUCAAAAUGUCAGUAAGUGUGUCGGAUUCUACAAAAGUAGUGUAUUUUUGGAGAAUCCGAUAUCGGGAACCACUUAGCCCCUCGUACAAAUGCUGACAGGAUACCUACUGGAUAGAUACAAUGGAAAAAAAAAAAAAAAAAAAAGGAGCCAUCCCCUUUUCAGAGAAAUUGGAACACUGUUUGGUAAAUGAGAAAAAAGUGAAAAAACAUACAUAUUAAUUGAUGAUUUAGCCUAGUGAGAACUUUCAUUCACUAAACUACUGUCAUAAGAAGAGAUUCUGGACAAAUUUCAAUUUAAAGAAAGAACAGAUUCUUGAUUCCCCACUCAGGAUUUAACAAAAGAGGACACCCAAUCAAGAAUUCAAGAUCAAAUUUCCAGUGACAAACCCAAAAGGCUAGUUUUCAUCAUCAUGAUCAUCCCAACUAAGCAACUAAUAAAAGGCAGAAUUUAAGUAAGCAUAAAAAUCUAUCCAAAACAUAUCAAAGAAAAGAACCCCACCCCAUUUUGUUCAAAGAUUGAAUUUUGUAUAUACUCCAUCAUCAACAUUAAUAUGACUUAUUCAGACAUCAGUCCAAGAACCAGGUCUGAUCCUCAAUGGUCCCCUAUUCCUAAAUCUUUG